AUGGGGGCCCUUGCAAAGCCGCGGCUUUGGCCGUGUGCGUUGCUGUGUGCAGCACUUUGGACUUUAACCGCAGCAGAUUGGACGGACUGCGCUCCAGCUUGUCGAUGCAAAUGGACAUCGGGCAAAAAGUCAGCAUUGUGUCCACGCGCUGGACUGACUGCACCGCCCGCUUCUCUUAGUGCGGACAUUCAAGUACUUGAUUUAACGGAAAACCAAAUAGAGCGUUUAGCCGCUGCAGCAUUUAGUUCAUUAGGACUUUUAAAUCUUCAACGUGUAUUUCUUAAAUCAACCGGACUCCGAGAAGUUCAUAAAGAUGCAUUCCUCGAUUUACGGAUAUUGGUCGAGCUGGAUCUAUCGGAAAACGCUCUGGAACGUAUACAUCCAGCUACCUUCACCGGUAAUGAUAGACUGCGAGUUUUGAGUUUGAGCGGAAAUCCGCUAAACGAAUUAAUAGCGGAGCAAUUUCCCGUAUUACCCCACUUACGAACUUUAGAUUUAGAAGACUGCCGUUUAACAUAUGUACAUCGCGAGGCUUUUGUACAUUUGGGCCAACUUGAAUCAUUAAACCUAAGACGUAACCGAUUAGAAAGUUUAUCAGAAGCUGCAUUUCUGCCAACAGGGCGUAUGAAAACCUUAGCGUUAGAUGGAAAUCCAUGGAGAUGCGAUUGUCAUCUGCGAAGAUUUCGCAAUUGGUUUCUAGCCGGCAAGCUGCCAUCUGCAGCCCUACAUUGUGCUGACCCACGUGACUUGCGUGGUCAAUUGUGGCAAGAUGUACCAGCAGAAAAGUUUGCUUGCCCCCCAGAAGUUUUACUAACGGAUCGUUUAAUACAAAAAGAACCGGGAGGUAAUGCUACGUUCGGAUGUAGAGUUCGAGGCGAUCCCAGACCAACGGUCACGUGGUUAUUUAACGGCGCUCCCCUUGCUGGUGCAGAUGCCACAGAUUCUGAAAUACCACUUGUAUCACUUGAAAAUGGACUGCAAGAUACGUGGAUUAAUGUAACUCUUUUUAAUUUAUCUGAUGUAGACGCCGGUGAAUAUUCAUGCUCAGCGGAAAAUUCAUUAGGAUAUGCAUCGCAAAAUUUAACAUUGAGUUUGCCGGAAAUUGUUGCGGCCACAACAUUGAGUGCUGCACCUUCUUGGCUGUUACUUGCGGGAGCAGUAUGUGGCUCAGUCAUUGCAGCUAUUGCGGGAAUCACUGGCUUAGCUUGCGCAGUUUAUGCAUGUGAGAGAUCUGGUAGGCGGAAAAGGCAUAGACGGAAAGCCAAAAUACAAGGUAGUGCUAGCUUUACGGACCAAGAGAAAAAAUUACUAGACGCUAGUAUAACAACCGAAAGAGCAUCUGGAGCUGGAAGUUGUGAAGUUUUGGGCGGACCGCGAGACACAGAUUUGGCUGAGCGUGUAUCGCCACCGCCAUGCGGUCCGAGACCUGUGCAUAUAACAAUUGAAAGUCAUGAUAGACGUGAUCCUCUAAUGGCAUAUCCGGCUACUUUAGGACCGCCGACGCGUGUCUUUCCACCACCACCACCAGAGUUCUCAGCUGGGGCUUUUGGUAAUAUUUUCAUAUCCGUAUCUGUAGCAAGAGAUGGAAAUGUAGCGCCGUCUCCGGACGGCAGACGUUUUCCGGAUCUGUUAGACAUUGCGCCGCGUCCUUUAAUAUCGUCUAUUACGCCAACAGCCAUUCCCACAGAACGUGCUUGUUGCGUGCAAGCACCGUAUGCGACUUUGCCUAGACGACCGACAUGUAGAGCCACUGUGGUCGAUCCUGGACCACCGAUCGUACCCAGAGCGCAAUAUGAUAACAUGGGACCUCGAGUAACAGCAGGCGGAAGCUCAACGCUAUCAUUACCGGGUCCCCCUGUGUCCCCAGUGCAAUCAGACCCUCCGGAGGUGCCCCCUGCGCCACCGCCGCCGCAGCAAGAGUGUUCCACUCACGCAGAAGGAUAUGUUUCCCUUUAG
This is a messenger RNA of Ctenocephalides felis (cat flea), 1956 nucleotides long. Its product is annotated as leucine-rich repeat-containing protein 24-like. Gene Ontology annotation, molecular function: protein binding. The transcript has a single exon. The record is from RefSeq and is a predicted model, not a curated record. NCBI's taxonomy places the organism in Eukaryota, Metazoa, Arthropoda, Insecta, Siphonaptera, Pulicidae. Bases 1 to 1956 code for a protein of 651 amino acids.